Pochonia chlamydosporia 170 is the source of this 1014-nucleotide messenger RNA. Its product is annotated as IEC3 subunit of the ino80 complex, chromatin re-modelling domain-containing protein. The coding region runs from base 1 to 1014 and encodes 337 amino acids. Gene Ontology annotation, cellular component: Ino80 complex; nucleus. Lineage: Eukaryota; Fungi; Ascomycota; Sordariomycetes; Hypocreales; Clavicipitaceae. The record is from RefSeq and is a predicted model, not a curated record. Gene Ontology annotation, biological process: chromatin remodeling. The transcript has 2 exons.
AUGGACGGAUCUCCCGUCAAGGCUGAGGAGUCGGCCGACCACCGCAAGAGUGGCUACAAGUCAUGGAAGAAGAAGUACCGCAAGAUGCGCAUCGUUUUCGAUCAUAAGAUGCAAGAAGGCGAGGAUUUACACAAGCAGGAGGACAAGGCUUCUGCUACAGUCAAGAGAAUAGCCGUUGAGAAUGACCGCCUCCUAGAUCUUCUACUCGACAUCAACAACUCGCCCCAGAUUCCACUCGACAAGCGAGUAGAUGUAUCCCUCAAACCGUCCGCUGCCGCCAAGGUCACCCUGCCACUGGACGCCAAACACACGACGCAAAAAGAACAAGCCAUCAAGAAACUCGAGGAGCUCCUCGAAGACAUCCCUCACACAUCAUACACCUCCGCCAAGGACUCCAAGCCCUCAUACAUCAACGACUUGGCUGCUCCGGACGGCGAAUCCUUCCCCGCAAGCUUCCUGUCCGCUGACGACAUUGACAACUACAUUCACGAUGUCGACAGCGCAAUAGAUCCAGACACUCACAUCCCCACGCUUGCACCGCGUGCCCAUCCCACCACCAACCCCAUCCAGCACGCACUGCUAAAGAACCCAACAAGCGUGACCAACUGGCUGCGCAAGCACGCGCCGAAAAUCUUCCUCCAAGACGGAGAAGCUCACGACGGCGAUGACGAGGGCCAAACGGGCCAUCAUACAGGCGGCCGUAAGACGCGCGGCAGUAGAGGCGAACGAGGCGGCGGUCGUGGUCGCGGCAAGCGAGGCAGCCUUGCAUCCAGAAUGGCUGACCGGGAGCGGGAACGUGAUCGUGACCGUGGCGACUGGGAUGCCAGUAUGGAUGAGGAUCCUGAUUUUGGUACACCCGUGGGAAGAGGGAAGCGCAAGAGAGUGGACGACCCAGGCUACAGACCCGGCGGGUCUCUUGGUCGUCCAGUGAAGAAGAAGAGAAAGAGCGAUGUGGACGGCACACCAGCCGCCCGGAAGUCCAAGAAGGAAUCUGGUACACCAAGGGGCGACUAG